AUGCUUUUCCAAAAGAUUGCUCUUCCAUUAGCAUUGUUGGCUACUGGUGCCUUGGCUGCCACUGGUAACAACUCCACCUUAACCACUGCUACUCCAACCGCAGUUUCUAAAGGUUGUAGCUUCAGUGAUUUCACUGCUACUGUCCCUUCUCAAGUUCAAGAAGUUGCUGCUUGUCCUACUGCCGUUGGUAACAUCGUCAUCCUGGGGUCCGAUUUGGGUUCUAGCGUUGAUCUUACCGGAGUCAAGCAAAUUUUCGGUGACUUGAGCAUUAAAAACGCCACCAGAAUCAUCUCCUUUGUUGCUCCUGAUUUGGAAUUGAUCAGUGGUAACUUUGAAAUCAUCUCUGCUACUGUUUUGGAAACCAUUAACUUGGCUCAAUUGACUACUGUUGGUACUUUGUUGUGGAAUCACUUGAAUGCCAUUAACAGUACUGGUUUAACUAGUGGGUUGACUACUGCGGAUUCCGUCACUAUCUCUGAUACUACUUUGGCUGCUUUAGAAGGUAUUAACGUCUUUCAAUUAAAGACCUUUGACAUCAACAACAAUGGUAAUAUCCAAUUGAUCGAUUCCGGCUUAAAAUCCGUCACCGAUUUGUUGUCAGUUUCUUUCAACUCUGAAAGUGUUGACGUUAAGUUGGAUUAUCUUACUUCUGCCAAGAAUGUCGUUUUCCAAUCUGUCAACUCCAUCUCUGCUGCAAAUUUGACCUCCGUCAAUGGCUCCUUGACCAUUUCUUCUUCGAACUUGAAGGAGCUUUCUUUGGACAAGUUGACCAAUGUAGGUGCUGCUUUGACCAUUGAUGACAACACCAAGUUGACCGAUGUUAGCUUUGCCUCUUUGAAGAACAUUGCUGGUGCCUUUGAAAUUGCAGACAACACUAACUUGGGUGACUUUGGUGACUUUGAAAAGUUGGCUACCGUUGGUGGUUCUGUUAACUUUACCGGUACUUUUGACAACGGUACUUUACCUGCAUUGACCAGAGUUUCCGGUGGUUUCUCAUUGGACUCUGACGGAGACUUGCCAUGUAAAGAAUUCAACAAGUUGAACUCUGAUGGUGUUGUUAAGGGUGACAAGUACUUCUGUGCUGGUAAGUCUGAAUCCACUUCUUCAUCCUCUGCUAAGUCUGGUUCUGGAUCUGCUACUGCUGAUUCUUCCUCUUCAGGUUCCGGUUCUGCUUCUUCUUCUUCUACAUCCUCCAAGAAGUCUAGUGGUUCUUCCAACAAUGCUGGUUUGACCGGACUCUUUAUGUCUAUGAUCAUGAUGUGUUUUGGUGUUGCUUUGAUUUAA
Messenger RNA from Lizanozyma spartinae, 1284 nucleotides. It is a transcript of the gene ECM33, whose product is annotated as Ecm33p. The transcript has a single exon. The record is from RefSeq and is a predicted model, not a curated record. Gene Ontology annotation, cellular component: fungal-type cell wall; plasma membrane. Bases 1 to 1284 code for a protein of 427 amino acids. Gene Ontology annotation, biological process: fungal-type cell wall organization. NCBI's taxonomy places the organism in Eukaryota, Fungi, Ascomycota, Pichiomycetes, Serinales, Debaryomycetaceae.